Messenger RNA from Daucus carota subsp. sativus, 869 nucleotides. RefSeq lists its product as uncharacterized. Bases 166 to 579 code for a protein of 137 amino acids. Gene Ontology annotation, cellular component: nucleolus. The transcript has 3 exons. Lineage: Eukaryota; Viridiplantae; Streptophyta; Magnoliopsida; Apiales; Apiaceae. The record is from RefSeq and is a predicted model, not a curated record.
CUUCGAUUUUCAGGAACACAAUAAAAGUUUUUUUAUUUGUUUAACAUGUAGGAAAAAUUGACGUUGAUAAAUCGCGUGGGAUUGGCUGAAGAGGGGAUUAAACGAAAACGAAGGAGACGGAGAGAGAUCAGAAACGUUGCACGACUCUGAAGAAGGCAAGUGAGAAUGUCUUCGUAUGAGAAUGUUAUUGGUGGGAAACUAAAGCUGAAGGGCAAAGCGUUGGAUGUGAAGGCUGGUGGUAUGAAGAAAAAGAAAAAGAAGCACAGCAAGGCUGUUAGUGAUAAGGUAUCCGAGGUUAUAAGCAAUGAGGCUUUGAGUGGUGGAAAUACUGAUUUAACUGAUCAGUACGAGGAAGAUACGGAUGAUGCCCAAAAAUAUGAUGGAGAUAAAAAUGCUGCCCCCCAUAUCGAGAGCCUUACUCCAGCUGAGAGACGAUAUAUGGAACAAAGGCAGAAAAUUGACGAACACAAGCUGGCUAAGGUGGCCAAUAAAUCACACCGUGACCGUAUUUCAGAUUUUAAUCAGUAUCUAGCAAAUAUGAGCGAGCAUUACGACAUUCCCAAAGUCGGCCCUGGCUAAUUGUCACUUUGUGUGGAAAGGAUACAAGAUGUACUUCAAUGCCAGAGCUUGCAUGGAUUUUCAUCGUAGUAGUUGCUCUAACUGGGAUUUUUCGUAUUUUGCUUAUGUAUCAUGUUGCUUCAUUUUGGUUGUAGCCACAAUUUGCUUCUCUUAAAUUGAACUUGAGUUCAGUUAUUUGUUGUCACUGUGCAGCUGUUGGUGGUCUGUGUAAACUUUUUGUUACCUUGGUUAAACAGCAUGUGGCCAUAUGUUGUGGAUUAUAAAUAUCUACCCAAUAUAUCUUUCUUAUA